Molecule: messenger RNA, 1009 nt
Organism: Dendroctonus ponderosae (mountain pine beetle)
Lineage: Eukaryota; Metazoa; Arthropoda; Insecta; Coleoptera; Curculionidae
Product: ATP-dependent RNA helicase DHX8-like
Exons: 4
Coding region: 53-994 (313 amino acids)
Biological process (GO): spliceosomal complex disassembly
Cellular component (GO): catalytic step 2 spliceosome; intracellular anatomical structure
Molecular function (GO): RNA binding
Source: RefSeq, a predicted model, not a curated record
GCUGCAUUUUGACUUUUUUGACUGCACCAGCCCGGAAACCAUCAUCAAGUACAUGACGGACGGGAUGCUGCUGCGCGAGUGCCUGAUGGAUCUGGACCUAAAAGGCUACGCCGUGGUGAUGCUGGACGAGGCGCACGAGCGCACCAUCCAUACCGACGUGCUCUUCGGCCUGCUGAAGCAGGCCGUCACCAAGCGGCCCGAGCUCAAGCUGAUCGUCACCUCCGCCACGCUGGACGCCGUCAAGUUCUCCCAGUACUUCUUCGAGGCGCCCAUCUUCACCAUCCCAGGGCGCACCUUCCCGGUGGAGGUCCUCUACACCAAGGAGCCGGAGACGGACUACCUGGACGCCAGCCUGAUCACAGUGAUGCAGAUCCACCUGCGCGAGCCGCCCGGCGACAUCCUGCUGUUCCUCACCGGGCAGGAGGAGAUCGACACCGCCUGCGAGAUCCUCUACGAGCGCAUGAAGUCGCUGGGGCCGGAGGUGCCCGAGCUGAUCAUUCUGCCCGUCUACUCGGCGCUGCCCUCCGAAAUGCAGACGCGCAUCUUCGACCCGGCGCCGCCCGGCAGCCGCAAAGUGGUGAUCGCCACCAAUAUAGCCGAAACGUCGCUCACGAUCGACGGCAUCUUCUACGUGGUCGAUCCCGGCUUCGUCAAGCAGAAGGUCUACAACUCGAAGACGGGCAUGGACUCGCUGGUGGUCACGCCCAUCUCGCAGGCCAAACAGAGGGCGGGCCGCGCAGGCCGCACCGGCCCCGGCAAGUGCUACCGCCUCUACACCGAGCGCGCCUACCGCGACGAGAUGCUCCCCACUCCGGUGCCCGAGAUCCAGCGCACCAAUCUGGCAACGACGGUGAGCGCCAUCUGUUUGUUAAGCGUCGAACUUGCAAACCAUCUGUUUUUACAGUCGGCUAUUUUGAUUGCCCGCAACUACGCUUGCGCGUUUUUUCAGUUUUUGAGUUGCCGGCAACUUUUAUUGCACUUGCCGGCUCUAUAGUUCCAAACCGAAAAU